Populus nigra (black poplar) is the source of this 2319-nucleotide messenger RNA. RefSeq lists its product as uncharacterized. Gene Ontology annotation, biological process: defense response to other organism. The record is from RefSeq and is a predicted model, not a curated record. Gene Ontology annotation, molecular function: DNA binding; ADP binding. Lineage: Eukaryota; Viridiplantae; Streptophyta; Magnoliopsida; Malpighiales; Salicaceae. The coding region runs from base 226 to 2319 and encodes 697 amino acids. The transcript is spliced from 2 exons.
UUUCUCCAUUAUUGUUUCUGCUCGAUCCUUGUACUCUUCUCUCUGCGCUAUUACUGUAACAAUCUCUUCCGCAUCUCAUCUCAUUAUACCAUUCUCUGCUCCCAGCUGUAAAUCAUUUCUUAAAACCAUAUACUCUUCUCUUCCCUGAGCUUUCUGCUCUCUUUUUUUUUCUGAAUACUGCUCAGGCAAAGCAGCUCUUGCAGAACAUCUUGAAUCCAGGAAAAAAUGGUUCGAUCAACCGAUCCAUUCUGGAAUGAUGUUGAAGAUAUGAAUAAUGGUGGCAUGAAGUGUAGAUUUUGUGGGCAUUUAUUUUCCCGGAAGACUUCCAUUUCGAGGAUCAAAUGGCAUUUGUCAGGAUUGAAAAAGCGUGGUGUUAAAAUAUGUGAGAAAGUUCCUGAAGAAGUUCAAGAUGCAGCCCGUGCAGCUAUUGAUGGUUCUCCAGAAAAAAGAAAUAAAUAUGAAGCAGGAUCGAGCAGUAAUGAGGUCACUAAUGCAAUUUCAGCUCCUGCAAAAGAACAGAACAAUGAAGUGAUACAUCUAGACAUGGCACAACAAGAAGAAGCCUUUUCCCCUGGAGCGCUCGAACGUUGGAUGGAUAGCAUCACUGAUAAAGAUAUCGAGUCUAUGUUGGGACGUAGUUCUCCUGAAGAGCUUCUGCAUGAUGCAGUGGAGACUGUACCGAGAACAGAAAUGGUGCAGCAUCUGGAGAGAGGUAGCUCUCAUGAGAGGACAUCAAUUAAUCAAGCUGAUGAGCCUCAAGGAGAUUCAUCCGGACCAACAGAUCUAUUGUGUCUUGGCCUUGGAAGAUGUUAUGAUCAACUCUGUUCUCCACCAGUAAACAAUGAUGCCAUGAUGAAUGAAGUGCAGAACAUGGCUAAAGUGAGGACAGCACCAGUGUUACGAGUGUUGGAACAAAGCAACGCAGUACAUGACUGUUUGGCAGGGGAUGCUGGAAGGAUACCAGUGGGAGUUCAGGGCAUGAAACAAGGUGCGGGGGAAGACAGAAUUUGUUCACAUUUAGAAGCGGAAAAUGGCAUGGGAAACACUGGUGAAGAAGGAUCUAUUCAGCAUGUUGACAGAAGUUUCUCUCCUUCGAGACGCACAGUUGAUGCACAAGAGAAUAGAGGAGAGGCAACACAGAAAAGAGAUCUUGUGAAUCAAUCAGCUAGUUUUUCAAUGGAGGAGGAGGAAGAGGAUGUGGGGGACAAUAGAGGAAGGUUAGUGCAGCCUGGUGCAGGAACUAGCUCUUCUAGAGGCCUUAAAUACAACUCAAGUGAGACUAGAGGAGAUCCAAUUCCUCCUAGCUCUACAAAGUUAGCGGGUCGAGCAUUUGAAGAGAAUAAGAAUGUGAUAUGGUCUCUGUUAAUGGAUGAUAAAUUCUUAAUCAUUGCCAUUUAUGGAAUGGGGGGAGUUGGUAAAACGACAAUGCUACAACAUAUUCAUAAUGAACUUCUAGAAAGAAGAGACAUUUCUCAUCAAGUUUACUGGGUAACUGUGUCUCAAGAUUUCAGCAUUAAUAGAUUGCAGAAUCUUGUUGCUUCAUGCCUUGAUUUAGAUCUUUCAAGAGAAGAUGAUAAUCUGCGUAGAGCUGUCAAAUUAUCAAAAGAACUAGUGAAGAAACAAAAAUGGAUUCUCAUCUUAGAUGAUUUGUGGAAUGCUUUUGAGCUACCCGUAGUGGGAAUUCCUGUCAAUUUGGAAGGAUGCAAGCUGAUUAUGACAACUCGAUCAGAAAAGGUUUGUAAACGGAUGGAUAGCCAACACAAAAUCAAAUUGAAGCCACUUUGUGAGAGGGAAGCUUGGAAAUUGUUCAUGGAGAAACUUGGAGAUGACGAAGCACUUUCUCCAGAGGUGGAGCAAAUUGUGGGAGAUGUUGCAAGGGAAUGUGCUGGUUUGCCAUUAGGAAUUAUUACCGUGGCAAGAAGUUUAAGGGGAGUGGAUGACCUACAUGAGUGGAGGAAUAAAUUAAAUAAAUUGAGAGAAUCCAAAUUUAAGGACAUGGAAGAUGAGGUAUUCCGGUUAUUGAGAUUUAGUUAUGAUCAGUUAGAUGAUUUAACACUACAACAUUGUCUCUUAUACUGUGCAUUAUUUCCUGAAGAUCGUAUAAUUAAAAGGGAUGACCUCAAAAAUCCCAGAAUAAAAGUCUACUCCAUAGUUAAAUUAAAGAGAAACAAACUUGAUACGAUGAACAUCACUCAAAAGCAGAGAAUUUCAGUGGAAGAGAUAGGUGUCCUCCCGGUCUUCAAUAUUUUUGCCUCUGUUCUUGUUGUUCCUGUUGGUGCCGCCUCCUCUAUUUUUCUUUGCUAUGUUCAGGGUUUCUAA